AUGUCAACUAAAUCCCUCACCAUAUUCACCUUUGCUCAUAUAUGGCUUUUGAUGACCACAACAUCAAUAGCCCAAUUCACCAUCGACACUAGCGGCGAACCAGUUGAGAUCGACGAGGAAUACUUCAUCGUACCAGCUACCACAGGUAACGGAGGACGAUCCACUUUGGUCACCAGAGAUGGAUCAUGUCCUUUCAAUGUUGGUGUUGAGAACACUAACUUGCACCAUGGUUUGGAUGUGAAAUUCACUCCUUUUGCUCCCCAUAAUGAUGAUGAUUUCGUGAGACUUGAUAGGGAUUUGAGAAUAUCAUUUGAUGAAGAUUCCUCAAAUUGUAGUCGGUCUACAGAAUGGAGAUUGGGUGAGAGGGAUGCAAAGAGUGGAAGGAGGUUGAUUAUCACCGGAAGAGAUGAUAGUACAAUUGGAUCAUUUGGUAACUUCUUUAGGAUUGUACAAACUCAAACUGUAGGUAUCUAUAAUAUUCAAUGGUGUCCUAAAGAGGUUUGCCCUACUUGUGAUUUUAUAUGUGGCACUGUUGGUAUUCUUCGUGAGAAUGGAAAGAUUCAGUUGGCCCUAGAUGGUGAUGCCCUCUCAUUUGUGUUCCAGAAUGAAUAA
Molecule: messenger RNA, 612 nt
Organism: Cicer arietinum (chickpea)
Lineage: Eukaryota; Viridiplantae; Streptophyta; Magnoliopsida; Fabales; Fabaceae
Product: kunitz type trypsin inhibitor 104-like
Molecular function (GO): endopeptidase inhibitor activity
Source: RefSeq, a predicted model, not a curated record